Molecule: messenger RNA, 2073 nt
Organism: Danio aesculapii
Lineage: Eukaryota; Metazoa; Chordata; Actinopteri; Cypriniformes; Danionidae
Gene: unc119a2
Product: unc-119 homolog b (C. elegans)
Exons: 5
Coding region: 125-745 (206 amino acids)
Biological process (GO): negative regulation of clathrin-dependent endocytosis; visual perception; positive regulation of protein tyrosine kinase activity
Cellular component (GO): spindle midzone; spindle pole; centrosome
Molecular function (GO): lipid binding
Source: RefSeq, a predicted model, not a curated record
UAAGAAGUCCGGCGGCGUUAAUCCCGGUAGUUGCAGCAGCAGCAACGGAGAGACCGGCAACGGCAAGAACCGCCACAGCAUCCGCAGCAGCAAGGCGAACUCCAAGCCGGAUUCAACCGAGGCCAUGAAAGUCAAGAAGGGCUGCAACACGACAGACGUCGGGGUCCCUGUAACCACAGAGGAGGAACUGCUCGCCAACAAAACCAUCAGCCCGGAGGAUGUGCUGGGAUUGCAGAAGAUCACCGAAAACUAUCUGUGUAGUCCAGAAGACAAUUUGUACAAUAUUGACUUCACGCGGUUCAAGAUCAGGGAUAUGGAGACGGGAACAGUCCUGUUCGAGAUCACCAAACCACCAUCCACAGAUAGAGGGGAUAAAAGAGAUGUUGAUCCAAACGCUGGACGGUUUGUACGAUAUCAGUUCACACCAGCUUUCUUACGGCUACGUCAAGUAGGAGCCACUGUUGAAUUCACAGUCGGCGACAUCCCCAUCAAUAACUUCCGGAUGAUCGAGCGGCAUUAUUUCCGGGAGCAGCUGCUGAAGAGCUUCGACUUUGAGUUUGGUUUCUGCAUCCCGAGCAGCAAGAAUACCUGUGAGCACAUCUACGAGUUUCCCCCGCUCUCUGAGGAUCUCAUUCGUGAGAUGAUCCUGCAUCCUUACGAGACGCAGUCCGACAGCUUCUACUUUGUGGACAACAAGCUGGUCAUGCACAACAAAGCUGAUUAUUCGUACAGCGGAGGCCCUUAGGACAGCAGUGGGAGGGACUAAGGCAGAGUUUGACUGACAGACCUAAGAACCAAUCACAAUAUCUACGUCCAGCAGCCACGCCCUCUUCAAUCAGUGUCAGACGAGCGGCUGCAGUGCGUCAUUCCUGUUUCGGAGAUCUAGAGAGAGUCACACCAUAAGGUCUUGUCCGACAUGCACACAUAUCCUAUCCUGAUUUCACACACUGCCAUUCACGUCAGCAAAAAACACGAAUACAAGCAUUUAUUUUGAAGCGUACCCCAAUUAUGAGCUAACACGUCCCAUAGUUUGUAUGGGCAAAGCACUGUAAUGUGAAUGGUACUUAGGUUUUACUAUUCAUUGUGUGAGUGUGGUGUGUGUAUGUGAGUGAGAUUUGAUUUAAUGAUUGUGUGUGUGUGCGUGUGCGUGUGCGUGUGUGUGUGUGAGAGAGAGAGAAAGAGAUGAUGCAGAUAAGACCGUUAUAUAUUGUGGAUGUUGAGUAUUUCUUUCCCUGUCAGAAUAAGCUACAUCAAAUUUCAUACUUGUGAACUUUUCAUCCUAAAUAGGAGAUGAUUUUAUGGUGAGACCUUGACUUAAUUGAUAGAUUUGUGUUGAUUAGAUAUAUUUUGAUACGUGAACAAACUCGCUUACUUUUGAGAUGUCGAUUAUUUGUGUGGAAUAAAACAAAACAAAACAAAAAAAUAAGCAAAAAAACUAAUCAAGCAGCGUUCGUGGUGCAAAUCCUUCACGGAUCUACGGUUAUUUUUGCAUUCAAAAGGUCUGCGUGAAGUUCCCGAUUAUUAUACAUAAUUCAUGCUGUGAACCAGAGGUUGAGUAGAUGGAAAAAACGUUUACUGAAAAGGGAACAUGGCACACAUUACAAGCCUUGACAUUUCAAACGACUGGCUCCUGAUGUUUUUCUAAAAAAAACUAAACAAAAAGGAAAGGAAUAUCAGUUUUCAGUAGUUUAGAGAUGGCGUUUCUCCUCAUCUCUCCAUCUUUCAUUCCCUUUCUCACACAUUCCAGUGAUCCAGGCCUUUAUCACGCCUGUUUAGUGCACAUAGCUGAGGUUAGAUUCAGGAUGUGUUGUAUCUAUGAUCCUUGUUUUCAUAGUGCAAAACAUGCAUUUAGGAGAAUGAUUUCAAUAAAACCUUGUUCUUGUGGAAAUGGAUAAGAGCGUGUAAAAAAAAUCAUGGACAAAUGUUUCUAGUCAGAUAUGUAACAGCUUUAUUUAUGAUUGUGAUUUACUGUAAAUGAUUACGAGGGGGUGAAAAUGAAACCUAUGUUUUGGAUUGUUCAAACACCAGUCUGGAAUAAAAGAGAAAUAAAUGUAUAUGUUGAAUUUUUGAAAA